CGCUUUCCCGGACACUAGCCAUUAUCACCACCAUCUCAGUCAGCCUCAGUCUCGUCCUCUCCUCACUCACCGUUUCCCACUCUCCACUCUCCACUCCCCCAAUGGAGGGCACUCACCUGCUGCUCUCUGUCCUCGUCGUCCUUGCAAGCCACUCGCUUGCCAAUGUCAAUGGCGACACCGACGUUUCGGGCGGCAGCGGCACGACGACGACGUACAUCGUGUUCAUGGACCCGGCGGCCAUGCCGGCGGCGCACCCAUCCCCGGCCCAUUGGCACGCGGCGCACCUCCAGUCCCUGUCCAUCGACCCGGCGCGCCACCUGCUCUACUCCUACUCCGUCGCCGCGCACGGUUUCGCGGCGGCGCUGCUCCCGCACCACCUGCCGCUCCUCCGUGACAGCCCGGGCGUGCUGCAGGUCGUGCCGGACACCGUGUUCCAGCUCCACACCACGCGCACCCCGGAGUUCUUGGGGCUGCUCUCCCCGGCGUACCAGCCGGCCAUCCACAACCUGGACGCGGCCUCGCACGACGUGGUCAUAGGGGUUCUUGACACCGGCGUCUGGCCGGAGUCGCCGAGCUUCGCGGGCGGCGACCUCCCGCCGCCACCCGCGCAUUGGAAGGGCGUGUGCGAGGUCGGCGUGGACUUCCCGCCGAGCUCGUGCGGGAGGAAGCUCGUAGGCGCACGGAGCUUCUCGCGGGGCUUCCGCGCCGCGAACGGCGGCCGCGGGCGAAUGGGCGUGGGGAGGCGGUCGGCGCGGGACAGGGACGGGCACGGGACGCACACGGCGACGACUGCGGCGGGCGCGGCGGUGGCCAACGCGAGCCUGUUCGGGUACGCCACAGGGACGGCACGCGGAAUGGCGCCCGGGGCUCGCGUGGCGGCGUACAAGGUGUGCUGGCCGGAGGGGUGCCUCGGCUCUGACAUUCUAGCUGGCAUUGACUCCGCCGUGGCCGACGGGGUGGGCGUGCUAUCCCUGUCGCUCGGCGGCGGCGCGGCGCCGUACUACAGGGACACCGUGGCAGUAGGCGCCUUCGGUGCCGCGGCGGCCGGCGUGUUCGUGGCCUGCUCAGCAGGCAACUCCGGCCCUUCCGGCGCCACGGUCGCGAACUCCGCGCCGUGGGUCGCCACCGUCGGCGCGGGCACGCUGGACCGCGACUUCCCUGCCUACGUGACGCUCCCAUCCGGCGCACGUCUGGCCGGCGUGUCCCUCUACGCCCAAUCCGGCCGCCCCGUCAUGCUCCCUCUCGUCUACGGCGACAGCCGCGACAACGCGAGCAAGCUCUGUCUCUCGGGCACGCUCAACCCGGCGUCCGUGCGCGGCAAGAUUGUCCUGUGCGACCGCGGCGUGAACGCGCGCGUGGAGAAGGGCGCCGUCGUCAAGGCCGCUGGCGGCGCCGGGAUGGUGCUGGCGAACACUGCAGCGAGCGGGGAGGAGCUCGUGGCGGACAGCCACCUCCUCCCGGCCGUGGCGGUGGGCAAGUCAACCGGUGACAAGAUACGGGACUAUGCGCAGCGCGGUGGCCGGCCGAUGGCAAUGCUGAGCUUCGGCGGCACGGCCCUCGGCAUCCGGCCGUCGCCCGUCGUGGCGGCGUUCAGCUCCCGCGGGCCCAACACCGUCGUGCCCGACAUCCUGAAGCCGGACAUGAUCGGUCCGGGCGUGAACAUCCUGGCCGGGUGGUCCGGCGUCAAAGGGCCGACCGGGCUCGCCAAGGACGGCCGCCGGACUCCCUUCAACAUCAUCUCCGGGACAUCGAUGUCCUGCCCACACAUCAGCGGACUCGCCGCGCUGCUCAAGGCGGCGCACCCCAACUGGAGCCCUGCGGCCAUCAAGUCGGCGCUGAUGACCACCACAUACACCAUGGACAACACGAACUCCUCGCUCCGGGACGCCGCCGGGAGCUCACCGGCGACCCCGUUCGGCUUCGGCGCAGGCCACGUCGACCCACAGAAGGCGCUCUCCCCGGGCCUCGUGUACGACAUCUCCACCAGCGACUACGUCGCCUUCCUCUGCUCCCUGGACUACAGCGCGACCCACAUCCGGGUGAUCACCAAGAUGGCCAACGUCUCGUGCCCGCCAAGGUCCCGCCCCGGCGACCUCAACUACCCAUCCUUCUCGGUCGUGUUCAGGAAGAAGCCGACGCACGCCGUGAGGUACAGGAGGGAGCUGACCAAUGUCGGCCCGGCUAUGGCCGUCUACGACGUGAAGGUGAGCGGCCCUGCGUCCGUCGGCGUCACGGUGACGCCGGCGAAGCUCGUGUUCAAGAAGGUGGGGCAGAAGCAGAGGUACUAUGUCACCUUCGAAUCCAAGGCCUCCGGCGCGGGCCGCGGCAAGCCGGACUUCGGGUGGAUAUCAUGGGCGAGCGACGAGCAUGUCGUCCGCAGUCCGGUUGCCUACACAUGGAAGAUGUGAGGAGCAGGGAAGCAAGUUCAGGCCCUGUUGGUGUUUGUUUCAGUUAUGUUCAGGUUCAGGAGAUGAAAGAUAGCUAGAUAGCUUGAUGUAGCUUGCUGAUCGCUUCGCAAAGAGAAUCUGCGCGAAGCUCUCAACUGCAAAACCUGGAGCUCUUCCUCGGUGCCGGUCGGUCACUCGCCGGAAUUUGUUUCCCCUUACGGUUGUUAGUUGCCGGCGACAAGCUUGUGCGCCGUUAACGUGUGAGAGUUUAAGUUUUUUUUUCUUUCUAGUUCUAUGUUUGCAAGCAAGAAAUAACCCUGAACUGAAGUGGCUCAGUCGUUUGAUCCCAAUAUGUCAUCUGGUGUAUUUCUAUGCCCAUCCUGGUGCUCCUGAAUUAAUGCAAAAUGAUGAAAAGAUCGUUUGAAUUUCUCUUGGGCAA
This is a messenger RNA of Triticum dicoccoides, 2826 nucleotides long. RefSeq names its product subtilisin-like protease SBT1.8. NCBI's taxonomy places the organism in Eukaryota, Viridiplantae, Streptophyta, Magnoliopsida, Poales, Poaceae. Gene Ontology annotation, molecular function: serine-type endopeptidase activity. Gene Ontology annotation, biological process: proteolysis. The transcript is spliced from 2 exons. The record is from RefSeq and is a predicted model, not a curated record. Bases 102 to 2408 code for a protein of 768 amino acids.